GCACACGCACACACGCGCGCCCCUCCCCCUCCCUGCUUGUGUCGGUGUUAAUCCGCGUCUGUCAGUGCGGCGUCAUGGCGGAUAUCAAAACGGGAAUCUUCGCCAAAAAUGUGCAGAAGAGGCUGAACAGGGCGCAGGAGAAGGUUCUACAGAAGCUGGGAAAAGCGGACGAGACCAAAGAUGAACAAUUUGAACAAGUUGUCGUCAACUUCAGGAGACAGGAGAGUGAAGGUUCCCGGCUGCAGAGGGAGAUGAAGGCCUACAUGUCUGCCAUCAAAGGAAUGCAGCAGGCCUCCAUCAACCUGACUCAGUCUCUUCAUGAGGUCUACGAGCCAGACUGGCAUGGAAAAGAUGAUGUCAUGACCAUCGGAAAGGAUUGUGAUGCGAUGUGGGAAAGCUUCCAUAACAAGCUGGUAGACUCUACGCUGUUGAAUCUGGAUGCAUACUUGCUACAGUUUCCUGACCUAAAGACCCGUGUGGCCAAAAGAAGCCGAAAACUCAUCGACUUCGACAGCGCUCGGCAUCACGUUGAAACGCUUCAGGCAUCUGGAAUGAAAAAUGACCGCAAGUUAAUGAAGGCCGAUGAUGAGCUGAGAAAAGCCCAGAGAGUGUUUGACGAUCUCAAUGUUGGUCUGCAGGAUGAACUACCAACCCUUUGGGACAGCCGAGUUGGAUUCUACAUCAGCACUUUUAAGAGCGUGACGAGCUUAGAGGCCAGAUUUCACCGGGAGAUUUCUCUGGUGUGUAAGCAGCUGUAUGAAGUGAUGAUGCAACUUAGCGAACAACAUGCUGACAAAAUGUUCACCAUCCAAGGAGCACCAAGUGAUUCAGGGCCGCUGCGACUCGCUCGGACGCCCUCACCACCGGAAGAAGAGAGUCCUCCUGAGAGUCCAGAUGCCAGUUACAAUCAUAUGCUUCGACCAGUCUCUCCUGGACCCCCGCGGCCCAAAUCUCCAGUACAGCUGAAAAAGGGCCCACCGGUGCCUCCGCCCCCCAAAGUCACACCUUCCAAGGAGGUGGUGGAGGAGCAGAUCAUCGACCUGUUUGGAGGAGAGUUCUUACCUGCACCGUCUCCAUCACAGCCCAAUGAGCGGCCUGGAGAAUCUCUUCUCGAUCUGGACUUUGACGCCUUCCAGGCAGAUGAAAGUGUGUCACCAAUACCGCAGACUGCAGUGCCUUGGGAUACGUGGUCGGCGCAGCCGUCCAAGACUGCUGAAGAAAGCGGAUUUGUCGCAGACUGGUCAGCUGACUUUGGUUCAGCCAAUGGAGAGACUGCUGCAGGAGCUGAGGACACUGCUGAGGACACUGCUGCUCCUGAAGGGGCAGAGAGUGCUCCUGAAGGGGCAGAAAGUGCUCCUGAAGGGGCAGAGAGUGCUCCUGAAGGGUCAGAGAGUGCUCCUGAAGGGGCAGAGAGUGGCGAUCAAGCGGAAGAUCCUCAUUGGGCCACAGGAGACGGUCCACAACUGCCUGGAGAUAGAACCACACCUUCUCCUCCACUUCAGGACAGUGAAGCAUCUGAGGAUGAGGUUAGCAGCUGGGAAGACCCUUCUCAAACAAACACCAAACAUCUCUAUGGUGCUGAUGAUGAAACUGAAACAGGUCAGACAGUCUUAGAGAGAAAUAAAUCAGGGGAGGGAGACCGCAGGAAAUCUACCCCUGGGCUCAUUUUUACUAAUGAAUAUGGUGAACAGAUUGAGGACUGCUCCGGACAACUGAAGUGGUCCAGGUCUCCCGAUGGCUCCGGAUCUGAAUAUGAAACUGCUGAAGAAUGGGGAGAUGGAGUUCAGGCACGGGGCUGGGCAAGUGCAGACGAUGAGCCUUUACGAGAAGACAUCCCUGCUGUUAGAACUGCAGAAGGAGAAGAUGAGAAUGUCACAGAAAGUAGAAGCAGUGCUGAAACAAAGCUAAAUAAGAAACCUGCAGAAGAACAAAAAACAAAACAGGCACUUUUAAUGUCAGGAGAUUCACCAAACCCAAAUGAAACACAGGGAGGAGGAGUGUUUGAUUCUGAUCAUAUUGCCGAAAUACAUGGAGAGGGUGUGUUUGAUUCUGGUCCUUUUGCUGAAACACAGGGAGGGUGGGCAUUUGAAACUGAUCAUUUAGCCGAAAAACAGGGAGGCGGGGAAUUUGAUUCACCCAACCUAACUGAAACACAGGUAGUGGGGGCACUGGAUUCAGAUUAUUUUGCCGAAACACAGGGAGGAGGUGCGUUUGAUUCUGAUCCUUUUGCCAAAACACCGGGGGAGGAAGCGUUUGAUUCACUAAAUAUAACUGAAACACGGAGAGAGGGUACUUUUAAUUCACUAAACCUUACCGAAAGGCAGGUAGAGGGGGCGUUUGAUUCAGAUCCUUUUGCCAAAACACAGGGAGGAGAUGCGUAUGAUUCUGAUCCAUUUGCCGAAACACAGGGACAGAGUGCGUUUGAUUCUGAUCCUUUUGCCGAAACACAAAUUGGAGGAGGGGCGUUUGAUUCUGAUCCUUUUGCCGAAACACAGAUUGGAGGAGGGGCGUUUGAUUCUGAUCCUUUUGCCGAAACACAGAUUGGAGGAGGGGCGUUUGAUUCUGAUCCUUUUGCCGAAACACAGAUUGGAGGAGGGGCAUUUGAUUCUGAUCCUUUUGCCGAAACACAGACUGGAGGUGGGGUGUUUGAUUCUGAUCCUUUUGCCGAAACACAGAUUGGAGGAGGGGCGUUUGAUUUGGAUCCUUUUGCCGAAACACAGAUUGGAGGAGUGGCGUUUGAUUCGGAUCCAUUUGCCGAAACACAGAUUGGAGAGAAGUCAGAUUGUUUUAAAUUAGACAGCUCAGGAGAUAACUGUUUUGUGGACUCCGGAGAUGGAGGAGGCGGGUGGAAUCCUUUCCCCAACAGUGUCCCUUCAGCAGCUCCAGACGCUGUGGUGGAUGCUGAUGUAUCCUGGAAGCAAGUUAGCAAGACCAGCGGCUUUGAUCCUCCUAUCAAACACCCAACGUCAACCACAGAAGUUCAACAUGUAAAUGUUCCCAAAAUUCGCAAGGAACCAGAAAGUUCCGACAUGUCCGAAGACGAGGCUGCAAACCUGAGAUUUGGAAAGUUGUACCAAGAUGUAGCUAAAGAAAAGGAAGAGACGGAUGCUACCGGCCCACCAUUCUUGGCAGAAUUUAAUACAACGAAUGAAGUAAAAGUUGAUUCAUUGGAAAACGCUGAGAUGCCAACUCCUCCGGCCACUGCUGGCGAAGAGGAUACAGCAGAAAAUGUUGCCUCUUCAAAGGAAGAGAAACCCACUGAGCCUGCUUCAGGUUUGGAAGAAAAGACAGAGAGUCCUGUGGAUGAAACUUCGGAAACAAUGCCCAUUCCAUCCGUGGUGAUUGAGCCCGCCUCCAGCAAUGAAGGUGAUGAUGAUCGUGACGCCGACAUAAUCUCACCUUCAGCUAUCAGUGACAACGGCGUGGCAGCUGAUAAACCGUCAAUCAAACCCAUGGGCUCGUCUGCGGGAAUAGCAGGACUCCCUGAUGACUUUCUGUACAAGGUGGAGACAAUGCACGACUUUGAGGCUGCCAACUGUGAUGAGCUGGACCUGAAGCAAGGGGACGUAGUUUUGGUGGUUCCCACUGCCUCAGUAGAAGAUCAGGAAGCCGGCUGGCUAACAGGAUUCAAAGAAAGUGACUGGAAGAUGCUCGGAUCUGGAGCUCAAAAGGGACUUUUCCCAGAAAACUUCACACAGCGCUUGGAGUGAGAAGGCUCCUCAGGGCGGAGGAAAUAAUCAAGAAGCAAUCUGGGACGCAUGAACCAAUGCCUUUUAGUUGAAACACUGCGGGACUCCUCCUGGCAUUCACUCUCAUGUGAUUCAAUAUGGACCUUUCUCCCCUGUUUAAAGAAAACCAAACACAAAAUUGUUGAUUUAGUUUUUGCAUGUUCCCAUCUAAAAAAUAUUUCGGAAGGAAAACAAAAAGUACUACAUAUUCUACGCUAAAAUGUUAACACUGUGUUUAAGUACUUUCCAAUAUAAUCCAUCAAUUUUUGUGUUAAUUACUAUUGAUAUACUGUGGUUUAUCACAAUUUGUGGGGCUUUGGUCAUAUUUUGUUGGAAGAUGUGUCUGUGAACUGGCUUGUUUCAUCAUCACUGUUAGUGUAGUUUUGCAAAAACUUGAAAUUUCUUCCGGCAAUUACUUCUGUUGUCAACAAUGGUAGAGUAUUGUAAUUCAAACCUGUACUUGUAACAUGGAAAAUUACGUUAUUUCAAAUGAAGAAACAAAGUAUGAAUUCAGGGAAGAGCAACACAUCCAAUAUGCAAUAUAUGUAAAUGUAUGUAUGUAUAUACAUACAGUAUAUAUGUAUACAUGCACAUACAUACUGUACAUAUAUAUAAUUAGUUGACUUGAAUCACAUGUAUGUUUGAGAUUAGAUGUUGAAGUUGUAUCAUUGUCAUAUCAAUACCUGUCGCGAUUAAAAUGUUUCCAUAAGGUCUCAUUACACCAGUGUAAAUUUUCUUUACUA
This is a messenger RNA of Entelurus aequoreus (snake pipefish), 4471 nucleotides long. It is a transcript of the gene amph, whose product is annotated as amphiphysin. Gene Ontology annotation, cellular component: cytoplasm; synaptic vesicle; plasma membrane. The record is from RefSeq and is a predicted model, not a curated record. The transcript is spliced from 21 exons. Gene Ontology annotation, biological process: synaptic vesicle endocytosis. Gene Ontology annotation, molecular function: phospholipid binding; protein binding. Lineage: Eukaryota; Metazoa; Chordata; Actinopteri; Syngnathiformes; Syngnathidae. Bases 75 to 3710 code for a protein of 1211 amino acids.